Molecule: messenger RNA, 1227 nt
Organism: Aspergillus pseudoviridinutans
Lineage: Eukaryota; Fungi; Ascomycota; Eurotiomycetes; Eurotiales; Aspergillaceae
Product: putative C2H2 transcription factor (Con7)
Exons: 3
Coding region: 1-1227 (408 amino acids)
Biological process (GO): regulation of DNA-templated transcription
Source: RefSeq, a predicted model, not a curated record
AUGGACAACAGACCUGCCUCCGAGUACGCGCAGUCAGGUUCGCACUUUCCGUAUCCACCGUCUGCCGCUGCGCAUUCUGAACUCCCAGCUGCAGACCAGGCUUCUGCUGCUGCCACUGCUCAAUACACGCCUCAGCAAGAGGUCCGUCCUACCCCUCAGUACACGCCUCAACCCGAGGUUAGACCUGCCUCUGCCGCCGCCGCCAACAUUUCGUCCUCCAACACACCGCAGUCGGACUACGGUCUGAACCAGCCGCCCGCCGCGCGCUCACCCGCUUAUCCGGACUACCUCGCUCGCCCACCUCAAUACCAUCACGCCCCCAACACCCAGGCCGGUGGUGCGGCAGGUAUGGCUCAAGCAACAAGUCCGUCCAUGACCACCCUCCAUGAUGGGCACCAAAAUGACCAUCGCAAUCACACGAACGUGAAGUCUGACGCGGACGUUCCUAUAGAUCCCUCAAUCGCGGCCUCCAGCCCUACCUAUCCUCCUCCAUAUUCGCCCUAUCAGCCUCAAGGUCAUGACAUGGCCCAGUAUCAAGGUCAUCCUCCCCCACCGCCUCCUCAGAUGUAUGGGCGUCCGGAAUGGUCGCAUGGUUAUGGACAGCACCAGCACGGUCUUCCUGGGCCCUAUAGCGCUCCUGCUACAACGGUUGGUCCCGCCUCCCCUGCUGCGACCGCAGGGCCGCGCCCUGGCCAGGUCUACUCUUUUGUGCCCAUUCCUGGGGCACAACAGCACAAACGACCCCGACGUCGCUAUGAAGAAAUCGAACGUAUGUACAAGUGCGGUUGGAACGGGUGCGAAAAGGCUUACGGUACUCUCAACCACCUGAAUGCCCACGUUACCAUGCAGUCGCACGGAGCCAAGCGGACUCCCGAAGAAUUCAAAGAAAUCCGCAAGGAAUGGAAAGCUCGAAAGAAGGAGGAAGAGGCCCAGCGUAAAGCUGCCGAGGAGCGUGAGCGUGCUGCCGCCGCUCAAGCUGCUCAGGCGAACCAGGUUGAUGCCCCCGGUCCUACCGAUCCCGCGCAGGCUCAACCUCCUGCUUACGCUGGCGGUGUCCGCCCUCAGCUGCCGCCAAUUGGCUACCAACCUGCCGAUGGCCAAGUACCGGGGCAGUAUGGCGGUGCCAGUGGCAUGGUGUAUCAGGGUAAUGGCCAGAUGGCCUAUCCUCCAAACUACCCUCACUCCCCGUAUGGACAAAGCGGGCAGGUGUAUCAGCAACGUAAGUAG